UUACUCUCCCCUUGGCCGCGGCGAGGCAUCCAGUAAUUCCCGUCCUCCAUUUAGAUUAGCAGACUCCGGAGUUGUCACUUGUCCGCUCUAAAACGGAGGGAACAAAAUAAAAUAAAAUAAAAACCGCCAUGGCACCGAGAACUUGAAUCCCAUUUAAAACAAGAAGAUUUUCAUUUUUCUCCCUCCAAAUUAUAAUGCAUUCAAGGCUUGGGUUUAUCUUAGCAUCAUGCUCCAAAAGAAGAAUUAGGCUUAAUACUUCUUCAUCAACACCAUCAUUUCCACUCUUCUCUACUCUCUCAUUAUCCUUGCCGUUAGUAUUACCGCCGGCGGCUGCUGGGGAGCGGUUAAUUAGAAGAGUUUUAAGUAUUUCUCUGUCCAAUUUAUUGUGCAAUUCGGCCACUCUUGCCAGUGGGUCCCUAGGCCGGAGCUAUUCUAGUUACGCCGUUGAACAGUUCUCUGAUGACGAGUACGAAUGCGAUUACGACAACCAGCCGGCAUCUUCGUCAGUGGCCAACAUUGAUGAAUGGAAGUGGAAACUUAGUAUGCUGUUGAGGAAUGAAAAGGAUCAAGAAAUUGUGUCCAGAGAUAAAAGGGACAGGAGAGACUUUGAGCAAAUAUCGAAUUUGGCUAAACGCGUGGGACUUUACUGCGAAAUAUAUGGCAAAGUUGUAGUUGCAAGCAAGGUGCCUCUCCCUAACUACAGGCCAGAUCUAGAUGAUAAGCGACCUCAGAGGGAGGUCGUUAUCCCAUUGAGUUUACAGAGGAGAGUUGAGGGUCUGCUUCAGGAACAUUUGGACCGAUUGCAGCUAAGUUGUGUUAAAAGCGAUGAAGCUUCAGGCGAAAGAAAAUCCAUGGAUCAGGUUGAAGAUGUGAAUAAUGAAGAAAAUCCUGACUCCCUCCUUGAUGGAUCUGUCAUGGAGAAGGUUCUCCAGAGACGGAGCUUGCGGAUGCGUAACAUGCAGAGGGCUUGGCAGGAAUCACAUGAAGGAAGAAAGAUGCUGGAUUUUCGGAAAUCUCUCCCUGCAUUCAGGGAGAAGGAAAGGCUGCUUCAAUCUAUUGCAAAUAAUCAGGUGGUUGUGAUAUCUGGGGAGACUGGGUGUGGUAAGACCACCCAACUUCCUCAGUACAUAUUAGAGUCAGAAAUAGAAUCUGGUCGUGGAGCAUUUUGUAGCAUAAUUUGCACACAGCCACGUAGAAUAUCUGCUAUGGCUGUUGCAGAAAGAGUAUCUACAGAAAGAGGAGAGCCUCUUGGUGAAUCAGUUGGUUUUAAAGUGAGGCUAGAGGGAAUGAAGGGAAAAAACACACAACUUCUCUUUUGCACAAGUGGUAUUUUACUCCGUCGGCUAUUGAGUGACCACAACCUGAAUGGUAUUACUCAUGUCUUCGUGGAUGAAAUUCAUGAGCGUGGCAUGAAUGAAGACUUCCUGUUGAUUGUAUUGAAGGAUCUUCUUGUGCAACGUCGAGAUUUAAGGUUGAUUUUGAUGAGUGCUACUCUAAAUGCUGAUCUGUUCUCCAGUUAUUUUGGAGGAGCACCUAUAAUUCACAUCCCGGGAUUCACGUAUCCUGUGAGAACUCACUUUCUGGAAGAUGUACUGGAAAUGACUGGAUAUAAGCUGACUUCAUUCAACCAAAUUGAUGAUUAUGGCCAAGAGAAGGUAUGGAAAACACAAAAGCAGCUAGCUCCACGAAAGAAGAAGAAUCAGAUAACAUCUCUUGUUGAGGACGCUCUGAAUAACUCAAACUUUGAGAAUUAUAGUGCCAGAGCACGUGAUUCACUCUCAUGUUGGACACCUGAUUGUACUGGGUUCAAUCUUAUAGAGGCUGUUUUAUGCCAUAUAUGUCGGAAGGAACGACCUGGUGCUGUGCUGGUAUUUAUGACUGGUUGGGAGGAUAUUAGUUGCUUGAGGGAUCAAAUUAAAGCUCAUCCACUGUUAGGUGACCCUAACAGGGUGCUUCUACUUACAUGUCAUGGUUCAAUGGCAACCUCUGAACAGAAACUCAUAUUUGAGAAGCCACCUCCAAAUGUUCGUAAAAUUGUACUUGCUACUAAUAUGGCUGAGGCUAGUAUUACAAUCAAUGACAUAGUUUUUGUGGUUGAUUGCGGAAAAGCAAAGGAGACUACCUAUGACGCACUGAAUAACACUCCUUGUUUACUGCCUUCGUGGAUAUCCCAGGCUUCUGCUCGGCAAAGAAGGGGUAGAGCUGGUCGUGUGCAGCCGGGUGAGUGCUACCAUCUGUACCCACGUUUGCAAGUUCGAAGUAUAGGAGAAUUUCUUUCAUCUGCCCUUCAGCCUCCUAAACCUUUGGCGGUGCAAAAUGCUGUUGGGUUUUUAAAGAUGAUUGGUGCAUUAGAUGAAAGUGAAAAUCUUACAAAUCUUGGGGAGUUUUUAUCGGUGCUUCCUGUGGAUCCAAAGCUUGGGAAGAUGCUGAUUAUGGGUGCUGUUUUUCGUUGUUUUGAUCCAGUUUUGACAAUUGUGGCUGGCCUUAGUGUCAGGGAUCCUUUCCUUUUGCCUCAAGACAAAAAGGAUUUGGCAGGGACAGCUAAGUCAAGAUUCUCCGUUAAAGACUAUAGCGACCAUAUGGCUCUUGUCCGUGCAUAUGAAGGAUGGAAGGAUGCGGAGAGAGAAGGAUCUGCAUAUGAGUACUGUUGGAGGAACUUCCUCUCUGUCCAGACUCUUCAAGCCAUCCAUUCUCUUCGGAAGCAGUUCAGCUUUAUUUUGAAAGACGCUGGAUUGUUGGAUGCGGAUGCAGCAACAAACAAUAAAUUAAGUCAUAAUCAAUCAUUGGUCCGGGCAGUUAUAUGCUCUGGCUUGUUUCCUGGAGUUGCAUCUGUAGUGCACAGGGAGACGUCAAUGUCUUUCAAGACAAUGGAUGAUGGUCAGGUCUUACUAUAUGCGAAUUCUGUGAAUGCCCGCUAUCAAACAAUACCGUAUCCAUGGUUGGUUUUUGGUGAAAAAGUGAAGGUGAAUACUGUUUUCUUACGUGAUUCCACUGGAGUAUCUGAUUCAAUCUUGAUCCUUUUUGGUGGUGCCCUCAACUGUGGAACUCUGGCUGGACAAUUGAAGAUGUUAGAAGGAUAUAUUGAGUUUUUUAUGGAUCCUAGCUUGGCCGAGUGCUACCUGAAGCUGAAGGAGGAGAUGGAAAACCUUAUGCGGAAGAAGUUUCAAGAUCCUAGUCUUGAUAUCCAUAAAGAGGGGAAAUACCUCAUGCUUGCUGUACAAGAAUUGGUGUCGGGAGAUCAGUCUGAGGGGAGAUUUGUUUUUGGUCGUGAAAGCAAGCGGGUGAAAGAGUCCACUGACAAUGACAGAUUUACAAGAGAUGGGAUGAACCCCAAGAGUCUGCUACAAACUCUGUUGAUGAGGGCUGGUCACUCUCCUCCUAAAUAUAAAAUCAAGCACCUCAAGACAAAUGAAUUUAGGGCAUUGGUAGAGUUCAAGGGAAUGCAGUUUGUGGGUAAACCAAAGAGAAGCAAAGCACUUGCAGAGAGGGAUGCCGCUGUUGAGGCAUUGGCUUGGUUGACACACACCGACAAAAAGCAUGAUGAAGAUGACAAGUCUCAGCCUGACGUCACUGACAACAUGCUAAAACUUCUUGGCAAAAGGAGGAGGUCCAAAAGACGUUGAAUUUGGUGCGGUUUUGAUGUCUUUUAACUGCUAUGCUGCUGUAGAGUGAUAACUGCAUAGCCUCAGCAUGCUGAGGAUAGCACAACAAAACCUGUUGAAAUUUUGUCAAAAGUGCGAGUGGCCAUUGGAAGAAUGAACAUUCAAAUCCCUUUGGCUGCUGCUUCCGCGCUAUCAAGUGAAGGGUUGAUUGAAGCGCUUUAUGUUGCUUGCACUAUUCAUUGGUACUUGGGAUACUAUUGGAUAGUGAAUAUAAUGGCUUCAACAGGUACAAGGUAGGAAAAUUCUGCUGUCCUAUAGUGAUUAAAUGGUUCCGCAUCCAUGAGAGGGGCAUUGUUGUACAUAGGCCAAGUUCAUUUUGUUAGCUUGUAAUAGAGUGGCUGUAUAUUUACGGCUCGAAAGGCAAAUUUGAGGGCAGAUGCAGGGAAAGCUUUUAGGUAUUUCUAUAGCUAGGCUGCAUUUUAAGUAAAGAAUACUAUGAUUGAAAUUUUAUGCAAAUAAUAACUAGCAGUUUAAUUCCACAA
Messenger RNA from Coffea arabica (coffee), 4144 nucleotides. NCBI's taxonomy places the organism in Eukaryota, Viridiplantae, Streptophyta, Magnoliopsida, Gentianales, Rubiaceae. The record is from RefSeq and is a predicted model, not a curated record.